AUGAGUAGUUUACGUUAUAGACGACUGAUGGAACGGAUUCCAGUGGAAAGAAGUUUCCGGAGGAGUAGAUCGUUUUCAACAAUCCCGCAAGAUAUCCACGUCACAUUUUACAACAACAGUUAUCAGAGAUCAAAAGUUUUAUUUCUAAACAAGUAUAAUGCAAUGGAAAAAAUUAUUGAAGCUGCUCACGAAAUGUUUCCAUCCGACAGAACAUAUCGAUUUUUCUCUGAUAGCACACUAGGAGCGAGAAAUGAGCUCACUGACUCAUUCCAAGUAAUGGAUUGUGUUCAAAAUCAAGAUCAUGUCCUUCCUCAAUUAUACAUUCGACUGGAAGAAACGACCCGUCGAUCCAGUUUGCAUAAUAAUUACUAUGAAACGAUCCCAAUAAUCCGAACACCAUCCCAAGUAUCUCAUCGGCAUUCCGUUCGAUUUGAUGACAGAUCGAGAGCACACAGCUCAGCCAGCAGUCAUGCGAACUUCCAUAUCCACUGCUGUCAUUGUCGUCUCCCAAUUCACGGAAGUCGUUAUCACUGUCUCGAAUGUGCUGAUUAUGAUAUUUGUGGGAAAUGUGAGAAAGAUUUGAUCCACUUCGAGCAUGCUCUUCUUCGAAUUGUCAGUCCAAGAACCACAAGGAUUCCAGAUUAUGUUAUUGCAAAUGCUCCACGUCACGUAUUUCCAGAAGAUCGGUAUUAUGUCGAAAGAGUUGUUACAACUCUAUAA
This is a messenger RNA of Caenorhabditis remanei, 720 nucleotides long. RefSeq lists its product as uncharacterized. Gene Ontology annotation, biological process: mitophagy; endosome organization; aggrephagy. Bases 1 to 720 code for a protein of 239 amino acids. Gene Ontology annotation, molecular function: zinc ion binding; protein kinase C binding; K63-linked polyubiquitin modification-dependent protein binding. NCBI's taxonomy places the organism in Eukaryota, Metazoa, Nematoda, Chromadorea, Rhabditida, Rhabditidae. The record is from RefSeq and is a predicted model, not a curated record. Gene Ontology annotation, cellular component: aggresome; amphisome. The transcript has 4 exons.